AUGAGUGAGAGUAGCCCAAAGGCAUGUCCGAGGUGGCAAGAGAUCAUAAGGAAAGCUGUCAGAGAGGGGCCGCCAGGAGUAGGCCACUAUUCCCUCGCGACGGCGGUGUAUGAUGCUACCACUCAGCGAAUCACACCCUUCAAUCGUACUGUGGGGCAUCGAUGCUUUCUCAAUGAGCCAAUAGAGGGUGUUGGGUCAGAGGGAGGGGACUACGUUGACGAGCGCUUCGGAUCAACUUCGACUAUGCUGUUCACUACCGAUGCGAGAUCUCAGAAAGUCAGGGAGGCAAUGCAGAGUAGCGGUGCGGCUGUUGUGUGGUACUUUCCGAACAAGCAGCUGCAAGCACGGCUCACAGGAUCUCUGUACGUCCUAGCCCAUCCCGACCACCCCUCGGUCGACCUCUUCCCGGGUUCAGAGCUCAAGCCCCCUCCGCUCUCGGCCAAGGACGAGACUGCCGUAUUCGAUUGGCAGCGCGUCCGUCUAGGUCUGUUCAAGUGCCUUUCACCGUCCCUCUUCGCUGCUCUGUACCGACCGGAACCAGGCUCACUCCACCCUCACAACAAUGAGCUCGUAGCUGCAGACAGCUGGCCCGGUAAGAACGAACAUGCCAGCUUGAGCGAUAGAGAGCGUCCGUGGGAAGUCAGCGUGGACCGUAAGGAGCUCGAGAAGCGCUUGGGGGAGGGGGAGCUCAAGAGUCUGGUCGACGCAGCGGAACGGAAGUGA
Molecule: messenger RNA, 723 nt
Organism: Microstroma glucosiphilum
Lineage: Eukaryota; Fungi; Basidiomycota; Exobasidiomycetes; Microstromatales; Microstromataceae
Exons: 3
Coding region: 1-723 (240 amino acids)
Molecular function (GO): FMN binding
Source: RefSeq, a predicted model, not a curated record